Pseudomyrmex gracilis is the source of this 3751-nucleotide messenger RNA. It is a transcript of the gene AlaRS, whose product is annotated as alanine--tRNA ligase, cytoplasmic. Lineage: Eukaryota; Metazoa; Arthropoda; Insecta; Hymenoptera; Formicidae. Gene Ontology annotation, biological process: tRNA modification; alanyl-tRNA aminoacylation. The transcript has 15 exons. Gene Ontology annotation, cellular component: mitochondrion; cytoplasm. Gene Ontology annotation, molecular function: amino acid binding; ATP binding; nucleic acid binding. The record is from RefSeq and is a predicted model, not a curated record. Bases 179 to 3550 code for a protein of 1123 amino acids.
GAUUUGUUUCUGCUCUUAUACCGGCUCGAUAAAUUGCAUGUGCUUUGAUUUCUUUUUUUUUCCCUUUCUCCUUCUUACGUGUCCUUACGCGCCUUCGUUAUCUAUACCAAUCGCGUGGGCCAGCUGUGUUUGUCCGUGUUUUGCCUGAGGAAGUGUUGAAAAAUUCUGUGAUAUCAAAAUGUCAACUAAUAUGAAGGCAAAAGAGAUACGACAAGCUUACAUUGACUUUUUCAAGAGUAAAGGUCACGAAUAUGUGCAUUCAAGCUCCACAAUACCUCACGAUGAUCCUACUUUGCUUUUCACAAAUGCUGGAAUGAAUCAGUUUAAACCAAUAUUCUUAGGAACAGUGGACCCUAACAGUGAUAUGGCAAAAUGGGUGCGUGUGGUGAAUAGUCAGAAAUGCAUCAGAGCUGGUGGUAAGCACAAUGAUCUAGAUGAUGUUGGUAAAGACGUUUAUCAUCAUACUUUCUUUGAAAUGAUGGGAAAUUGGUCUUUUGGAGAUUAUUUUAAGAAAGAGAUAUGUACUUGGGCUUGGGAAUUCUUAACAGAUGUAUUAAAACUAUCAUCUGAUAGAUUGUAUGUGACAUACUUUGGAGGUGAUGAGAAGAAUGGAUUGGCUCCAGAUAUUGAGUGCAAAGAAUUAUGGCUUUCUUUAGGAGUUCCUGCCUCGCAUGUUUUGCCAGGAAAUAUGAAAGACAAUUUUUGGGAAAUGGGUGAAACUGGUCCUUGUGGACCAUGCAGUGAACUACAUUAUGAUCGUAUUGGUGGUAGAGAGGCAGCUCAUCUUGUAAACAUGGAUGAUCCUGACGUAUUGGAAAUAUGGAAUCUUGUGUUCAUUCAAUACAAUAGGGAAUUAGACGGCAGUCUUAAAUCAUUACCGAAGAAACAUAUAGACUGUGGCUUGGGUUUGGAACGAUUGGUAUCGGUAAUUCAAAAUAAACGUGCCAAUUAUGAUACCGAUUUAUUCAUACCUUUGUUCGCCGCAAUCGAGAAAGGUACAGGCGCCCCGCCUUACCAAGGCAAAGUAGGAGCUGACGAUAUUAACGGAAUCGAUAUGGCAUAUAGAGUUCUUGCCGAUCAUGCUCGAACCAUCACGAUUGCUUUGGCAGAUGGAGGAAUGCCUGAUAACACUGGUAGAGGAUACGUUCUAAGAAGAAUUUUACGACGCGCCGUACGCUACGCCACUGAGAAAUUAAACGCUAAGCCGGGAUUUUUCGGAUCUCUAGUGAAUGUAGUUGUAGAUCUUCUUGGUGAAGUUUUUCCGGAAGUAACGAAAGAUCCGCAAAGCAUAAUAGAUAUUGUGAACGAGGAAGAAGCUCAGUUUUUGAAAACCUUAUCUCGCGGUCGUAAUUUGUUGAACCGAACGAUAGCAAAGUUGGAGUCGACCGAUAUCGUGCCAGGUGAUGUUGCGUGGCGUUUGUACGAUACUUAUGGUUUCCCGAUAGAUCUUACUCAAUUAAUGACAGAGGAAAGAGGAUUGAAAAUCGACAUGAUAGGAUACGAAGAAUCUAAGAAACAAGCGCAGUUAAUUUCUCAAAAUAAAGCUGGUGGAGUAGAUGAUCAAAUUAAUUUGGACGUUCACGCCAUCACCGAGUUGCAACAGCAAGGUAUCGGACCCACAGAUGAUUCACCUAAAUACAAUUAUAAAGUGAUCAAUUCCGCUAAAUAUAAGGAAUACGAGUUUGGAACGUGCAUCGGUACUGUAAUCGCGCUUAGACGCGCCAAGACUUUCGUCGAUGAGGUAUCUUCCGGCGAAGAAGUCGGAAUUCUACUGGAUAAGACGAAUUUUUACGCGGAACAAGGUGGCCAAAUAUACGAUGAAGGCUUUUUAGUGAAAGUUGACGAUGAGGCUACAGAAAUUCGCAUAAAAAACGUCCAAGUCCGAGGCGGUUAUGUGUUACAUAUUGGCACCGUGGGCGAAGGCACAUUGAGAAAAGGAGAUAAAGUCCACACAAACGUCGAUACAACACGUAGACGGCUUGUAAUGGCUAAUCAUAGCGCUACGCAUGCCCUGAAUCACGCGCUCAGAAAAGUGUUGGGAACAGAAGCUGAUCAGAAAGGAUCGUUGGUUGCACCUGACAGGCUACGUUUUGAUUUUACGAACAAAGGACCGAUGACAACAGAACAAGUGGAAAAUACGGAAAAUAUUACCAACGAUAUGAUCAAGGAAAAUAAGAAAAUUUAUGCUAAGGAAAGUAACUUAGCUUUGGCGAAAACAAUUCAGGGCUUGCGCGCGAUGUUCGAAGAAACGUAUCCCGAUCCGGUGCGUGUCGUCAGUAUGGGCGUGCCAGUAGAGAAUUUAGAAAAAGAUCCUCUAAGCACAGCUGCUCUCGAAACCAGCGUAGAAUUUUGCGGCGGAACUCAUUUGCAUUACACUGGCCACAUAGGUGAUUUCGUAAUAGCCAGUGAAGAUGCUAUCGCCAAAGGUAUCAGACGCAUAGUGGCGCUUACCGGACCGGAAGCGGCUAAGGCUCUCAAAAAAGCGACGUUGCUACAAAAUCAAUUGACUCAACUUCAAUCGACGAUCGAAGCCGAUAAGUCUGGAACAAACUCCAAAGAAUACGUGAAGAAGAUAGUAGAAUUGACGGAAGACAUAUCGCAUGCUGUUAUUUCAGGAUGGAGAAAGGAUAAGAUGCGCGCUAUGUUGAAGGAAUUAAAGAAAUCGCUCGAUGACAAAGAGCGAGCAGCGAAAGCAGCUAUUGCUAACACAGUCGUGGAAACUGCUCAAGCCAUAAUACAGUCUAAAGUCGGAUGCCAGGUGUUAGUCGAGGUUCUAGAAGCACACAGUAAUACGAAAGCUCUAGAUUCAGCAUUGAAGAAAAUUCGAGCUAUAUCGCCGGAGACCAGCGCUUUGCUUGUAAGCGUCGAUCGCGACGCCAAGAAGAUAUUUGCUCUCAGUUCUGUUCCAAAGUCCGCGGUAUCCAAAGGACUGAAAGCCAAUGAAUGGAUUCAAGCGAUCACAUCUGUAAUGCAAGGCAAAGGAGGCGGGAAAGCUGAAUCCGCGCAAGCCUCGGGCAGUAACAUAGCAGGUCUGGACGAAGUAGUAAACAAAGCAACUGAGUUUGCUAAUCAGAAACUUGGUAUUAUAGACAAUAUUAUUGCUAAGAAUACUUGUAAAACUUUAGAAAAUGACGUUCGGUCACUCGAUAUGGAAACUCCGUCAAAACAAAACGCAAAAUUGGUACUUCACGCGAACAAAUGGAGCACGAAGUGCUAUUUGGCAGAAAUAACCGCGCAAUAUAGCGGCAAAUGUUUGACCGUUAAACAAAUUGAAAACGAUAAAAACAAUUCUAGCGAUAUAAUAUUAGAAACAACAGACGUUACGUUAAGCGAAAGCAAUGCUAUUGCAUACUUUUUAUCAAAUUCACAGCUGCGGCGUGAAGACGAUUUGAUUGCGUCCAGUCAAGUAUUCCAAUGGAUGAUUUACGCGAGGAAUCAUAUUUUACCGGCAGCCAGUACUUGGAUACUCUCCAGUAGUGAUUUUCCUGUAUCGAAAGGCAUGAGACCGAAUGUAAAGGCAACGGAGGAUUCGAAAGCGGACAUUCUUUAGACUCUAAAACGGUUCAACGACUUAUUAUGUGCAAAAACAUAUUUGGUAGGAGAAAGGACCAGUCUUGCGGACAUAUCGGUCUUCACCGCAUUACUACCUUUGUAUGAACACGUGCUGGAUCGUCAGCUUAAAAGUCAAUACGCAAAUUUAAAUAGGUGGUUUUCAACGAUCUUGAACCAGCCGCAAGUGAAGUGCGUGAUA